Messenger RNA from Osmia bicornis bicornis, 718 nucleotides. RefSeq lists its product as uncharacterized. Lineage: Eukaryota; Metazoa; Arthropoda; Insecta; Hymenoptera; Megachilidae. The coding region runs from base 41 to 718 and encodes 225 amino acids. The record is from RefSeq and is a predicted model, not a curated record. The transcript has 4 exons.
UAGUUUAUUUUAAAAUUCACAAUCAAAUUACUGGUACACGAUGACUACCGCGUUGGAAAACUUCAUCUCGAACACUCAAAAUGACUUUAAAUGGCCUUACCCGAUACCUCUUAUCGCGAAACCUGCACAACCGCCCAUGAACACGGGGACUCGAUUGUAUAUGCCCAGAACCGACCCUGAAGAUUGCAAAUGCGACGUGCAUGGCCAUCAAAUCAACAAGAAUAAUUACAAGUAUUUAGCAGAGAAGGAACGACAAAUUUAUGAUCAAUUAAUGAAAGUUAAUCGCAAGAUGACGAAUCUAACAACAGCGCUGUUGGACAGCAACUGCGAAUCGAUGGAGGAGACAAUGAAAAGCGUUUAUCAAACAGACUACUCGAGAAGAGGAUUGCCGAUUAGCGGGUACAGAAAACUGAUGGCUGCAGUCGAUUCCCCAUACUGUUCCCCAAUACCAACGGAAGUUACAGAAUUAAAAGAAGGGUAUAGAGAUCCUACAAGGUUCAGGUAUACCGCCAUCGAGAGACCACAUAUUCAACCAGCAAAGACCAUUAAUCUUUUGCAAGUUCCAGAAUGUUUCUCUUUAUGGAAUACACCUAUGUCUGAACGUUCAGAAUACAUGGACAAUAUUAGUAAAAUGGGUCUAAGCAACAUGAAAAAUCGACAACAGUAUUUGGAACCAUUACCGUCGUCUAGGAAAAGAUUCGGUGACUGUAGAUUAUAA